ACAAGAACAACGGAAUGUUGCCGAGCUGGAGCGGGAAACGCCAGAGGCCUGAGCAGGUAACGCUGGUAGCUCAGGACCAAAAACAAAUACCAGCGACAGGGGAACAAUUAAGUUGUGACGGAUUCCAAAUAUUUGCCACAGUAAAAAUCGGACCAGUAAAAGCAAAAGGAACAGUGGACACAGGAGCUCCACGAAGUGUGAUCAGCAAGAGAAGAUACAUUGAGAAAAUAUGGAAAAUGGAGGAAGGGAAGGACAGAAAUAACAUUAGCGAACGGAUCAAAGCAAAGAUCGGAUGGAGACUUUACAACCAACAUACAGUUCGCAGGAGAAGAAUUCGAGUUGGACUUCCUCAUCUUAAAUCAGGUGACAGGAGGAAUAUUAUUAGGAAUAGACUUUCUGGCCAAAACACGCACAAGAAUCCAAUGCGGCAACCUGGAAUUAGAUAUCACCGAGGCAGAGACAACACAAGGAGAAAUAGAACCCGAGCAGAGCACAGACGAUACGAAACCGACGGAGGAGGAAAUCAGCAAAUUUCUGGAACAACAAAGAAAACAACAACAUGAACAAAUUCGACGUCACAAAGAAGAAGUUCCGGGAGAGCAGCACACGGCUGCAGCAAGAAAGGCGAACGGCGAGGUUGAUACCGGCGAGACCAGCAGGGGCGGGCAUACGGGUCAGGACAGCACCG
Molecule: messenger RNA, 688 nt
Organism: Drosophila elegans
Lineage: Eukaryota; Metazoa; Arthropoda; Insecta; Diptera; Drosophilidae
Exons: 2
Coding region: 15-563 (182 amino acids)
Biological process (GO): proteolysis
Molecular function (GO): aspartic-type endopeptidase activity
Source: RefSeq, a predicted model, not a curated record